CGCACCCCAAGGAGACUAGUCCUGCCGUUCCGACGCCUUUGAUGGCGCCGCCGCCCCCUCCCCGGCCGCGGGUGGCUAUAACUGCAGGCGCGCGGGGGUCGUGGGAGGUGUCCGGGAGCCAUGGCCGCAGCAGGGUCCCAGCAGCUCCAGUUCUCCGAGGGCGCUGCUUUCUCCUCCUUCCCGGCCGCUCACCCCGGAGGGCCUCUGCUCCGGUCCGCGGCAGGGUUGCCUCCUGCGCCCCCGGACUCCCGCGCCCCAGUGGCCACGCCAUGCUUUUCAGGCCGAAGCCCUGGGGCCGCAGCGCAGACUCCCGCCGGCCUGGAUCCGCCCGAGCACCCCAAAGGUGCGGCCGCCCCGUCGGCGCCGCAGCGCCGCAAGCGCACGUCGUUCAGCUCGGAGCAGCUGCAACUGCUGGAGCUCGUCUUCCGCCAGACCAUGUACCCCGACAUCCACUUGCGGGAGCGCCUGGCCUCUCUCACGCUGCUCCCAGAGUCCAGGAUCCAGGUGUGGUUCCAGAAUAGACGGGCCAAGUCCAGGCGCCAGAGUGGGAAAUGGUUUCAGCCCUUAUCAGCAAGGCGGGAAGCUUGGCUCCAUCCCUCUGCUCCGGGGACUGAAGCAAGAUGUUUGAAGCCCCAGCUGCCUCUGGAGGCAGAUGUGAACUGCCUUCCUGAUCCCAACAGGGCUGGAGGAGGCAUCUGUGCCUCUGGUUCUCAAGGUCAGAGUUUUGACACCUAUCCACCACUCUCCGAAGACAUUGGCUCAAAGUUGGACUCAUGGGAGGAGCACAUCUUCUCUGCCUUAGGUAAUUUUUGAGGAUUCUGGGAGAAUUCAGGAUGCACUCAGAGGAGUCUGGGGGAUUCGAACCAGAACACUACCCUAACCCUGACUUGCCAUGGCCUUGUUGAUGAUGGUUCUGGAUC
Molecule: messenger RNA, 920 nt
Organism: Phodopus roborovskii (desert hamster)
Lineage: Eukaryota; Metazoa; Chordata; Mammalia; Rodentia; Cricetidae
Gene: Mixl1
Product: Mix paired-like homeobox
Exons: 2
Coding region: 121-813 (230 amino acids)
Biological process (GO): hematopoietic progenitor cell differentiation; endoderm formation; regulation of transcription by RNA polymerase II
Molecular function (GO): RNA polymerase II cis-regulatory region sequence-specific DNA binding; DNA-binding transcription activator activity, RNA polymerase II-specific
Source: RefSeq, a predicted model, not a curated record